Messenger RNA from Exophiala oligosperma, 1062 nucleotides. RefSeq lists its product as uncharacterized. Lineage: Eukaryota; Fungi; Ascomycota; Eurotiomycetes; Chaetothyriales; Herpotrichiellaceae. The record is from RefSeq and is a predicted model, not a curated record. Bases 1 to 1062 code for a protein of 353 amino acids. The transcript is spliced from 2 exons.
AUGAUGGACAGAGUGCCCGCCGUCCCCGCGAUUCGCGCCGAAUUAAAACUCCAUCCUGACGUGCACUCCCUCGACGACGAGUGGUCGGGAAUAACAGACCCGGCCAUUCGUCGAAAGCUACAAAAUAGACUGAACCAACGAGCCGCAAGACGACGCAAGGCUGCAGCACUGAAGAAAGCGGCCGACAGUCAGAGCGGCGACUCUUCUUUUUCUUCUUCUUCACCAGACCAAAACGGCAUUAGUCCUCGCGCCGCGAGGAUCAAGAGUAAACCCUUGCAUGAGCGGGUCGACCUGAACGAUUCGGUGGUCGUGGGAAGAAGGGAUGUGACGAAGAGCCAAUGGCAUGUCACGGCCGAGGCGUUCGAGCCCGGCAAAGGAUCUGCUUUCGUUUCCAUCCGGAGCCGAUUUUCCUGCCAGCAGUGGUUCCAAGUCACGUUUGAGAACAGGCUGUGUACCAUCAAGGAUCUCGUGCUGCGGUUGGAGGAGGAGAAGCGGAACAACGUCUCCUGGCAGACGCCUCUGUCGAGCGACCACCUCAUCUCGUUGGUGUAUUACAACGUGUACCGGGGUUUGAUUUCCAACGUGGAGAUGCUGGGCCUGGACAUCAACCUCAUGUACAUGGACGAGUAUCCAUCACCGUUCUUGCCUCUCUCACAGAGUGCGUCGUCCAACAUCCGGCACCUCCCACCGGGACUUCAACCCACCGAACUCCAAAAGACAAUGGCACAUCAUCCGCAGUGGGACAUUUUCCCCGAUCCCGUUGUCAGGGACAACAUUCUCCGUUACGGAGAGCAAAACAUCAACGACUUGGAAUUUUGUUUGGAUCUGGUCGGUGACGGUCAGAUAGAAGGGACGGACCAGUGCUACACCCAGGAGACAAACGGCCUGAUCGUUUGGGGAGAACCCUGGGCCAUGGAUGGAUGGGAGGUGACGGAGGCUUUUGCAAGAAAGUACCCGUUCUUCAUCAAAGGUGCCCAUGCAUUUCAAGAAAAUAGCAAUCGCUGGAGGAUACGGAGAGGUGAGGAACCUUUGGACUUUGAGAGAAUAUGCGAGAUUGAGUAA